CAGGCUGCGGUGUCCGGCAGUGAGCGGCAGGGGGCGGCACCGCACCGCACCGCGUCGCUCCGCUCCGGUCUGCGCAGCGGCGGAGCGGCAGGCGGGCAGCCGGAGCAGAGAGCCUCCCGAGCGGCCGAAACAGAAACACCGCCCGCCUGUCCGCCUCCUGCUCCUCCGGAUCAAACACACCUACAGCUCCGAGACCGACAGAGGAGAGUCCAGGAUGAAGACGCUGCAGAUCUUCCUCCAUCUGAGUCUUCUGCUCUUCGUGGCUUCAGCUCAGCAGGUGGAUGAACCCGCCACCUACUCAUGUACGGAGGGCUACGAGUUCAACGUGGAAGAACAAGAAUGUAAAGACAUCAACGAGUGCGAGACGUUGCCAGAUGCCUGUAAAGGAGGGAUGGGUUGUAUCAACCACUACGGUGGAUACUUCUGUCUGCCACUGAACGCCCAGAUUAUUAUCAGCAACGGAGAGGAGGAACCCACCACAACCACCCGUCCCCCUCCUUCACACUUCAUCCCCCUUCCCGCAGUGCCCAGACACCGCGGCAACUACCAGACCACCAGCAACCAGGGCAGCAACCAGGCCAGGCUGACCUCUGUCCAGUGUCCAAUUGGAUUUACCGCUGACGAGUUUAACUACUGCAGAGAUGUGAACGAGUGUGUUCCCAGCAGCCCUUGCCAACAUCUGUGCUACAACCUGCAGGGAUCCUUCAUGUGUCAGUGUGAACAGGGCUACGAGCUGACUGCAGACCAGCUGAGCUGCCACGAUGUGGAUGAGUGCCUGCUGUCCUCCUACAUGUGUCAGUGGCAGUGUGUGAACCAGCCCGGUUCCUACAGCUGUAUCUGCCCUGAAGGAUACCAGCUGCAGGGAACACGCAUGUGCCAAGACAUUAACGAGUGUGAAACGGGACCAAACUGUCGUGAGGACCAGGUGUGCUGGAACUACUUUGGAGGUUACCGCUGCUAUCCCAGAAACCCCUGCCAGGAGCCUUAUGUCCAGACCGGAGAGGGUCGCUGCAGCUGCCAGUCUCUGAGCGCGUGCAGAGGACUUCCUCCCUCCAUCGUCUAUAAGUAUAUGAGCAUCACGUCGGAGCGUUCGGUGCCGGCGGACAUCUUCCAGAUCCAGGCCACCAGCGUCUUCCCCAACAUGCACAACACCUUCAGGAUCAAAGCCGGGAAUGAGGAGGGCCAGUUCUUCCUCAGGCGAUCCAGUAACGUGAGCGGCAUGCUGGUGAUGACGCGCCCCCUGAUUGGUCCCAGAGAGCACGUCCUGGACCUGGAGAUGGUGACGCAGAACUCGGCUGUCAGUUAUCGAUCCAGCUCCCUGCUCCGCCUCACCAUCAUCGUCGGACCGUACGCCUUCUAGAAACUUCCAUUGUUUUACAGACGUCUGUUUCCAGGACACUUUCCAGGACACUUUCAAGGACCUAACCAUUAAUGUGUUUCUUCUAGUGGAAGUCUUAUUUGACAGAGUAACUGCUGAGUUCGUCUUUGCUCUAAAACCAGGAGAGUUUUCCAGAAAAGCGGUUCAAGAUUUGAAUUUAAACAUCUGAGUUCAAACAUUUAGACCUCGUUUAGAGUCUCGUAUCGGAUCCAGAUGAGAUUUAAGACUCUUUCAUUUACACUCAGUCGGAUUACAGUCUUUGUUUUCUGGCUCCAUGUGAAUCAGGGUCGGUCCUCCUGCAGUCCAGGUGCUGAUGCACCUGAAGCUGUUUAAGUAAUAUCUUUGUUUGAGAUAUCCAAAAGGAUAAUUAAGAUAUCUUUAAUUGAAAUUAUGACAAGUCACAAAUGCAUCGCAGAUAUCUUCCACGUGAAUCCUGCCCGAAGCUUUCUGUAGAAACGAGCUCUCUGUUAUAUAACAGCAGAAAUCAGAGGAAACUCGGACUUCUCAAACUGAACUCUUCUGGCGUCUCUGCUGAUGAUGUCAUCGGGACGGCGCUCUGCCAGGCUUCAGCUCUGCAGGGACGUUACAUCACAUCCUGUCCUCCUGUCUCCUCCACUCUCUCUCUUCUUCUUCUUCUUCUUCUUCUUCUUCUUCUCUGCUGGAAGCUUCAGAUUUCAGAGGAAACCUUCAUUUAUCAUCAGCAGCUCGCACGCUGAUGUCAAAGCUUGUCGCUGAAUUUAUCGUAUCUAAACAUUUUUACAAGCUUCUGAUUUAUGUGACUUUACUGCAACUGUAAAAAAGAACAAGAGCAGGAAACACAGCAGAGCAACAGAUGCAGUUCAGGGAGGGAAACUCAGCGUGAUCUGUCUCAGCUGAUUCUGCAAACGCAAACAGAUGUUUGUAGUUUGAGCGGUUGGACUUCGUGUCAUUAAAGUGGAACAAACUAACAACAGAAGUUUACUGUCAGGCUGAAUGUGUUUUAAUCCAAUAAACAAGAAUCUCACGUC
This is a messenger RNA of Siniperca chuatsi (mandarin fish), 2385 nucleotides long. RefSeq lists its product as uncharacterized. Gene Ontology annotation, molecular function: calcium ion binding. Lineage: Eukaryota; Metazoa; Chordata; Actinopteri; Centrarchiformes; Sinipercidae. The transcript is spliced from 9 exons. Bases 215 to 1360 code for a protein of 381 amino acids. The record is from RefSeq and is a predicted model, not a curated record.